AUGCCUGAUACUCUGAAGCGGCAGAUCGUCCUGCGCCCCGAAUUCACGCUAAACAUAUAUGGUGGAUCUGGCAGCGGUGGAAGUCAGACGCCUGUUGCGUUACCCGCACGGAAUACCGUCGAUCCAACGGUCACUGAGCUGUUGGUGGCGGUGAAGGAGCUAACAGCGAAAGUCAACGACCAGCAAAACGAUAUCACGGCUUUAGGUAAACUAGUAGUGGAUCAGCAAAACAAAAUCACCGCCCUGGAGACACGAAUCAAAUCGCAACCAUGGCUGGCACAGACUGUGGAUUGUGGUACCUGGAAAGUGGCACACCCGGGCAGAGCUUGGAAUUCAGCGCGCCAGGAAGCAUACAUCAAGUUUGCCAAAAACUUUAUGAUGGCACCGAAAGUCACAGUGACCUUGAACCUUGUUGACGCAGACCACGGAUAUAACCUACGGAUUGCAGUGUAUUCAACGGACGUUGAUAUAUAUGAGGUCGGGAUCACUUGGAUUGCUGUUGGAUUAUAG
Molecule: messenger RNA, 510 nt
Organism: Grosmannia clavigera kw1407
Lineage: Eukaryota; Fungi; Ascomycota; Sordariomycetes; Ophiostomatales; Ophiostomataceae
Exons: 2
Coding region: 1-510 (169 amino acids)
Biological process (GO): cell adhesion
Molecular function (GO): carbohydrate binding
Source: RefSeq, a predicted model, not a curated record